Molecule: messenger RNA, 1615 nt
Organism: Athalia rosae (coleseed sawfly)
Lineage: Eukaryota; Metazoa; Arthropoda; Insecta; Hymenoptera; Athaliidae
Gene: MFS18
Product: solute carrier family 17 member 9
Exons: 9
Coding region: 169-1470 (433 amino acids)
Biological process (GO): transmembrane transport
Molecular function (GO): transmembrane transporter activity
Source: RefSeq, a predicted model, not a curated record
ACGCGUGCGAUUCCGACGGUGGCAAAAUGAAACGCGUCAGACAGGACAAUCGUGGGAUGACAACAUUCUCGUACCCAUCAAGUAUGCUGGAACAGAGGCCGUCCAAGCGAAACUACUCUCGAAUUAAAGUCCAAAUCUGCAUUUACUGAUUGAAAAUAACGAAUUUCUAUGGAUAAAUCAAGCAUCCAGGAAGUUGUAGAUACUGUAACAAACUCAUCGACUGCAGAGUCGAAAAUAAACCGAUUCUGGUCGAGAAAAGAGAGACGGAAAUGGUUCUUGAUAUUACUCUAUGGAACAUGUUUGGUAUAUGCAACAAGAACUUCAGUGCCACUGCUGAUGCCUGCAAUCAGCAAAGAGAGACAUUGGUCCAAAACAGAUUCUGGUACAAUAUUAUCCAGUUUCUUCUGGGGUUAUACAUUGACCCAAGUGGCCAGUGGAUUUAUCAGCGAUCGCAUUGGGGGGCAAAAAGUGAUAUUCUUUGCCGCAAUCGGGUGGUCUCUCACUACAUUCUUCAUGCCUGAAAUUAUUUACACCUUCACAAAUAACGAUGCUUCGAUCAGGCUUGUGGCCUCAAUCCGCACCUUGAAUGGCGCCUUUCAAGGAAUGCAUUUUCCCAGCAUGAUAAGUCUGACAAGCCAGCGUUUACACGAGGCCGACAGAGCUUCAUUCUUCAGUCUCUUAACUUCGGGAUCAGCCUUAGGGACUCUUCUCACUGGAUCAUUGGGCUCGUACUUGUUGGACAAUUAUAAUUGGACCAAAGUCUUUCAAGUCUUAGGUGGUUUGGGUUUGCUGUGGACGGUCUUACUGAGCUACUAUUCAUUUUCACUAAUGCAAAGAGCGGCUCCGAACAAAUCCUUGACUGCCAACUCCUUGCCAUGGUUUCAACUUUUGUCUAAGCCACCAUUCUGGGCUUGUGUACUCGGUCAUGCCUGCCAGAAUAAUUGUUUCUUUGUGUUACUUUCGUGGAUGCCAACAUAUUUCCACGAUACAUUUCCCGAAGGAAAGGGAUGGGUCGUGAAUAUGGUCCCAUGGCUAUCUUUGCUGCCAUCCACUUUUCUUGGAAAGACGUUAUCGGAAAAAUUAAUUAAGACUGGCUACUCCGUUACCAUGACAAGGAAAAUUAUUGAAACUAUUUGCCUAAUGACACAAUCGAUUAAUCUUCUGAUUUUGGCUUUUGUAAGCAGUUUUCAAGGUGCCAUAUUUUGUCUAGCUCUGAUUAUCGGUGGUACAGGGUUCCAUAAUAAUGCUAUUGCUGUAAAUCCAUCUGACCUUGCACCGAGACAUUCUGGUAGUGUUUUUGGAUUGAUGAAUACCGUUGGCGCAAUACCUGGAUUUCUCGGAGUUUACAUGGCUGGUCAUAUACUGGAACUGACACACAGCUGGUCUAUGGUAUUUGUGAUUACGUCAAUGAUCAAUGUUCUGGGAUGUAUCACUUACUUAUCAUUUGGAUCCGGUAACGCUAUGAUUUAAUAAAGGAUUUUUUACCUACCUGAUAUGACCGCAAUCUUGCGAGAUUGAUGCUCCUCCUUGGCAAUGCGUUCAGCCUCUUCCAUCAACAGCGUGCCAAAACCCUGAUGCUGAAAUUUCGUUGGAUCCCUCGCGCUUACAGGGACUA